Molecule: messenger RNA, 1410 nt
Organism: Pistacia vera
Lineage: Eukaryota; Viridiplantae; Streptophyta; Magnoliopsida; Sapindales; Anacardiaceae
Product: early nodulin-like protein 2
Exons: 2
Coding region: 183-1277 (364 amino acids)
Cellular component (GO): plasma membrane
Molecular function (GO): electron transfer activity
Source: RefSeq, a predicted model, not a curated record
GAUAAUUCCACACUUGACCACCUUCAGUUUCCAAAUCUCCCUCAUUCUUUAACUUCCCUAAAAAGUUUUUUCCCUCUUGGCAGAUUUUCUGUGAAGCUUCUGGUUCCAAUCGCUUUCAACACUAUAAAUUCGGAGUCUUUUACCUCAUUUUUGUAUUGCUCCCUCUCUCUUUAUCAUCAUCAAUGGAGUUUCACAGAGCUCUUUCUCUUUUCUUGGUUUUCUUUUCUUGUUUUGUUUAUUCAUCUCACGCUUUGAAGUUCUACGUUGGUGGAAAAGAAGGUUGGGUUGAAUCCCCUCAUGAGAGCUACAAUCACUGGGCUGAGAGAAACCGGUUCAAAGUCAAUGACACGCUCUAUUUUAAAUACAAGAAGGGAGAAGACUCGGUGUUGCUGGUGAAGAAAGAUGAUUACUUUAACUGUAAUACGAAACAGCCAUUGAAGAAAAUGGAGAGUGGUGAAUCGGAGUUCAUGCUUGAUCGUUCAGGGCCCUUCUAUUUCAUCAGUGGAGUUCCUGACCGUUGUCAAAAGGGACAAAAAUUAAUUGUGAGUGUUCUGCACCUAAAAACUCCAUUAAAACCACCGAAAACACCACCGGUUACCCCGCCUCCCACCCAUGCUCCGCCGCAAUUGCCACCGUCACCUUCAUCACACCCACCUGUUGCACCAUCGCACUCACCAAAAGUUUCUCCAGCUCCAGGGUUGUCCCCUAAACCUCACUCUCCAGUUCCCUCCGGGUCCCCUCAUGUGUCUCCUUCACAAUCACCCGGGGCUUCGUCUCCUAAAUCAUCAUCUCCGGCACCGGCAACGUCACCUGUAGCUACAUCUCCGUCACCAUAUAGUGGUAAGUCACCUGCUGUGACUCCAUCACUGUCUCCAAAGGCUGGGGGUCCAGUGCUGGCACCUGGACCGUCCACUUCGACGAUAUCGCCUUCUGCACCUGGACCGUCCACUUCGACGAUAUCGCCUUCUGCACCCGGACCAUCCACUUCGACAAUACCUCCUUCUGCACACGGACCAUCCACGUCUACAAUACCUCCUUCUGCACCCGGACCAUCCACGUCAGGAAUCUCUCCUUCGGGUGGGACUUCUCCGCCAGGUAGCUCGGGUUCACCGUCGGGGACGCCGCCCGGGGCGCCGUCACCUUCAGGGACUCCAGCGGAUAUUACGUCACCACCGACAUCGACAAAAUCAAAGGCGAAUGCAGUUGUUGUAACGCCUUGGAGUUUGAUAGUGUCUGUGGGAGUUUCUGUUGUAGUGAGUAUUGUCGUUUUGGGUUAGAGAUAUUUAAUUAUUUUGUGGGCAGUUGGAAUAUCUGGGAUUUUUAGUAGAGUUAAUUGCUUUGUUGAUUAUUUUGUCUUUAUUGUUUGAUGUUUGUCAUUGGAGAAAUUAUUUUUAUUUUAUUUUAUUUUUA